AUGGACAGCGGCUGCACAUCUCACAUGUGUAGCGAGAAUGGUUACUCCAUGGAAAUAACCACACGAACCAAUGGCAGAAUCCACCUCGCAAAUAACGCUUUCGCCGAAGUGAAAGGAAAAGGGCCCGUUACGUUCACCACGAAGGACAACGAAAGCAGAAGGAAUGUAAAGCUAUCUGAAGCACUUUACGUCUCGGACCUGAGAACAAACUUGUUAUCAGUCGGCAAGAUUUGUGACAAAGGUCUCAGAGUCGUUUUCGAGAAGGAAAAGGCCACCGUAGUUGACCAGAAUUGGAACGCAAUACUGAAGGCCGACCGCACGAGCAGCGGACUAUACUGCUUGGAAACUAAAACUCUCGAAAGUAGUGCUAACGCGGAAUGGAACGACGAAAAGGACACCGGACUUUGA
Vollenhovia emeryi is the source of this 408-nucleotide messenger RNA. RefSeq lists its product as uncharacterized. The transcript has a single exon. The record is from RefSeq and is a predicted model, not a curated record. The coding region runs from base 1 to 408 and encodes 135 amino acids. NCBI's taxonomy places the organism in Eukaryota, Metazoa, Arthropoda, Insecta, Hymenoptera, Formicidae.